ACAAUGUGUGACAGUCAGUGCCAUACACAGCACAGGACGGGAGUGAGAGUGUUUCUGGAGCAGGGGUGAUGAGAGAGAGGAAGCAGCAUCUCCAGGCUAAAACCAGCAAUGAUCAGCACUUCUUUAAUUAGACAUAUGCAUGUGUGAAAAGACUGGAGCUGUGGAGCAUCUCUACAGAAGGAUCAAACUUUGGACUGGAAAACCUACUGUUUACUUUUUGGGACAAACAUAACGAUAAAAGCUGGGCUACCUCAGGUUUGGGCUGAUGUAAGGAACAUGUCGUAUCGCAAAAGAAGCUUUGUCAAAUCAUACGUUGGGUUCACCUGUUUGGUCUGAACUGUACCAAACAGAGAGGAUUAUGGACUCGGGACAUCCAGACAUGAAGAUGUCUGAAAAACAAAUGGAGGAAGUUGUGAAAGAAUAAUGGCCGACAAGACUGCUCCCAUGAUAUCCUCCCUGUCAAAUCAGGCAAUUCCAAAUCUCACCACUGCCCUAUGGGAGCCCAAUCCUACUGUGCCUGCGGAAGUGAACGUUGUCACAGGCUCCCAGUCACAGAUCAAAGAUCUUUUUGGGUUGUUCUGCAUGGUGACCCUUAACCUCAUCGCCUUGUUGGCCAACACCGGUGUGAUGGUGGCCAUUGCUCGUGCACCUCACCUCAAGAGGUUUGCCUUUGUGUGUCAUCUCUGCGCAGUGGACCUGCUGUGUGCCAUCCUCCUCAUGCCUUUGGGGAUCAUAUCCAGCUCACCGUUCUUUGGCACUGUGGUGUUUACCGUUCUGGAGUGUCAGGUUUACAUCUUUCUCAAUGUUUUCCUCAUCUGUCUGUCCAUCCUCACCAUCACAGCCAUUAGUGUGGAGCGCUACUUCUAUAUUGUACACCCUAUGCGCUACGAAGUCAAGAUGACCAUCAACCUUGCUGUUGGUGUUAUGAUCCUAAUCUGGGUUAAGUCAGUCCUUUUGGCUUUGGUCACGCUGUUCGGGUGGCCGGCUUAUGGACAUCAGAGCUCCAUCGCUGCAGGUCACUGUUCUCUCCACGCGAGCCACAGUCGUCUGAGAAGAGUAUUUGCUGUCCUCUUCAGUAUGGUUUGUUUCCUGGUCCCUGCAGUGGUUAUCUUUGCUGUUUACUGUGCUGUGUACAAGGUAGCGCGUUCUGCAGCCCUGCAGCAAGUCCCCGCUGUGCCAACAUGGGCAAAUGCGAACCCUGCCAAGGAUCGCUCGGACUCCAUCAACAGCCAGACCACCAUGAUCACCACCACCCGCACUCUGCCCCAAAGGUUAUCUCCAGAGAGGGCCUUCAGUGGAGGCAAGGCUGCUCUCACUUUGGUAUUCAUUGUGGGCCAGUUCCUGGUUUGUUGGUUACCCUACUUUAUUUUCCACCUGCAAAUGUCUCUGACUGACUCCAUGCAGAGCCCCGGGGACUUGGAAGAGGCAGUCACCUGGCUCGCUUAUUCCUCCUUUGCAGUCAACCCAUUCUUCUAUGGCCUGUUGAACAGACAGAUCAGAGAGGAGCUGGUGAAGUUUCGACGCUGCUGCCUGACUCAGCCUGUGGAGUUUGGGGCAUCGAGCCACGAGGGCUCUCUCCAGGAGAACUUCCUCCAGUUCAUCCAGAGAACCAGUAGCACAGCUGAAACCCUGUCCAGCUGUACCAACCCCAGUCCGAGAAACACUGUAAAUCAGGGGAUAAAGAUUCCUGGACAAAUACCCGAGGAACAUGCCUGAACAUUGACCAGAAUGAGCUAUGGACUAUAGCGGUAAUAAAUAUGCCAUGCCAAUUUUUUUUUUAUGAUUGUGCACCAUUUUUUUCUUUAUGGAAAUGUUCACAUUUUGAGUCUUGCCUUAAAGAAUACUGACAUGCCCAUAUUUAUAUUGAAAGGAUUAUUCAUGUCUGUAAUUGUUCGUCUUGUGCCAAACGACCAUAAAGAGGUCCCUUCUUUAAAGCAAUAAGUGUUGACUUAUACUGUACAUUGGAAGUACCCCAGGAAGAUAUGGAACAGAGACCAAUGAUCCUUAACGUGUACAUGUCAGUUUUGUUUUAAGAUGUAUCUGAAAAAAUAUUAACCUGUCAUUAAGAUAAAUGUUAAAUGUCCAGUGCCUUUUACAAUUUAAUUCAUGUAGUUUUUUUUUCUCAAUACAGGAAAGGUACUGUGGCUGUACAGUAACAUGAAAUAUUGAUUGAGUGAUAAAUGUUCCCAAUAUGUAAUUUAACAAUAUAUCACAGUUGGUCUAGUUUAAUGGUGUUUUUAGAAAUGUUUUAUAUGUUUGUAAAUAUGUAAAUCUGGAGUUUUACUACAGUAACUGAAGGGAUAACAAUUUAAGUUGAGAAACGUUCACUCAAGGCAACGUUCACACUGUUGCCUUGAUGUGAAGGAUGCAAUGUCAUCAGACAGCAUUUUUCCAGUGUUAGUUGGGCACAAUUGGGCAGCGCUCCUAAAACAGACACAUGCUUACUACAGAGCGCUUGUUUUUCUUUUGCCUUUCAACACCAGUAUGAUUAUUUUACAAAUUCCCAUUUUCCCAAAUUCCCAUAUUCCCAAACUUGACCUUACAUGUGACCUCAUAGUAGUCGUCCAGCCAGGACCAGCGUCGCUGUGCAUCUUUGACUGUUGUCCUCUUCUGCGCCCUUCAAGUGGCAUUAACCAAAACACACAGACCGGAACUGUUACAAAGCUCAUUUAUUGAUUUAAAUACGAAACAGUUCUUUAUACCAUA
Messenger RNA from Scophthalmus maximus (turbot), 2706 nucleotides. RefSeq names its product G protein-coupled receptor 61-like (gene gpr61l). Gene Ontology annotation, biological process: G protein-coupled receptor signaling pathway. The record is from RefSeq and is a predicted model, not a curated record. Gene Ontology annotation, molecular function: G protein-coupled receptor activity. Bases 424 to 1716 code for a protein of 430 amino acids. Gene Ontology annotation, cellular component: signaling receptor complex; endosome; plasma membrane. The transcript has 2 exons. Lineage: Eukaryota; Metazoa; Chordata; Actinopteri; Pleuronectiformes; Scophthalmidae.